Hibiscus syriacus is the source of this 2211-nucleotide messenger RNA. RefSeq names its product flowering time control protein FCA-like. The coding region runs from base 106 to 1971 and encodes 621 amino acids. Lineage: Eukaryota; Viridiplantae; Streptophyta; Magnoliopsida; Malvales; Malvaceae. Gene Ontology annotation, cellular component: nucleus; cytoplasm; ribonucleoprotein complex. The record is from RefSeq and is a predicted model, not a curated record. Gene Ontology annotation, molecular function: mRNA binding; protein binding. The transcript has 14 exons.
UCGGGUUUCUCAUAAAAGGAAGGGUUCAGCGUUUUACUUUUCACCUAGUACUUUACUGCUUCUUCUUUGUGUUUUUCCAGGGGUUUGAAGCAAUCGUCUCCAUCGAUGGAUAGACACAGAGAUCGCGGAGAACGGUUCAACGAUCGCCCGCCCUUAAACCCUACUCCUUGGUUUCCCAAUACUCCAAGACCUAAAAUCCCCCCCGACUACCACCACCAACACCACUAUCAUCAUUAUAACAACCGGCCUCCCCACCAGCAAUUCGAUUACCGGCCUCCCCACCCGCAAUUUGAUCACCGGCCUCCCCACCCGCAAUUUGAUCACCGGCCUCCCCACCCGCAAUUCGAUCACCGGCCUCCUCACCCGCAAUUCGAUCACCGGCCCACCCAGCAGCCAUUCGAACACCGGCCUAGCCAGCAGCCAUUCGAACACCGGCCUAGCCAGCAUCAAUUUGAGCACCCUCCGAACAAUCAACGCCAAUUUGAACGCGUCCCGGAGCAGCAUCAACAACCGAUCAGUGAACAGAACGACAGAUUCUGGUCCAACGGUGGCAACGGUCCCAAUUCCGAUCGAAAGAGAGGGUUUCACGAUUCUGGUCGAGGAGCCUCUCCAGAUCAUAAAGAUGGAAGCAAUAUACCAAAACUUUAUAUAGCAACGGUUCCAAAAAGUGCUACUGAAGAAUCUAUCCGCACCCUGUUUCAAGAACAUGGAAAUGUUGUCGAGGUCAUUCAACCAAAGGAUAAGAAAACUGGUGAACUACAUGGAUAUUGUUUUGUGAAAUAUGCAACGGUUGAGGAAGCUGAGAGAGCAAUUGCAGCCUUAAACAACCGGUAUAUGUUUCCUGGGGAAUCGACUACCAUCAAAGUCAGAUAUGCUGAUGCUGAACGAGACCGCCUUGGGCUACUUCCAGAUAAAUUAUACGUGUGUUGCCUAAAUAAACAAGCUUCUAGAAGGGAGGUUGAAGAAAUAUUUUCUCCAUAUGGCCAUGUUAUAGACCUCUACAUUGUACGUGACGAGCACGGGGAAAUGCGUGGAUGCGGAUUUGUCCAAUUUUCUCACAGAGAAAUGGCUCAGGCUGCUAUCAGAGGAUUAAAUGGAAUUUUCACUAUGAAGGGUUGUGACCAGCCAUUGAUUGUUCGAUUUGCAAAUCCAAAGAGACCUCGAAAUGGGGAACCAAGGGGCAAUUAUGCUUUAAAUAGCAUAACUUCUGGCCCCCAUCCUCAAGAAUUUGCUAUGAGACCUGUGCCCAAUCUUGGUGACACAAUGGGAGGACGUAUGCCACCAAAUGCAUCAUAUCCUAUGCAACACAUUUCUGCAAAUUCACAGCCACAGGGUGUCUCUCAUUGGAAAAACCCUCAAGUUGCAGCAUGCCAUGGUACUUACCAAUCAUAUCCUCCAGUUCAGCACGCACACUCACAACCAACUUCACUGCCAUUGCAGCAAACACAAACUCCACAGGAAAGUUCUCAAUCAUCUCACCCAGCUGUCUCUGAGCAGAAACAGUUGCCUCUUAUACCACCAUCAUCACAGGUUAUAGCCCAGCAGAAUUCAAAUGUGCCCAAGCUAGAGUUUCCACAGACUGGAAGUGGCCAGGCAACUCCUUCUAGUUCAGUUUCACCUGCAGCACCGCAAAGUCUUGACACUUUGCAAGAGUGUGAUUGGAGUGAACACACCUGCCCAGAGGGGAACAAGUACUACUAUAAUUGUGUCACUUUUGAAAGCAGAUGGAAUAAGCCAGAGGAAUUCACAGUAUUUGAGAAACUGUUGCAGAAGCAGCAAAAUCCUGACGAACAUACUCAGCCCGACUUGACUGGUCUUGCGGACCAAGUUUCUCAAAGUCCAGAGGUGCAGCUUCAGACCAGCCCGAUGCAUCAGAAACUCAAAGUUGAACAACCUUUUUCUACAAUGGGACUGGACCAUUUGGAAAUGAGGUCUGAAACAAGUGCUUUUGUGGAUCCAACGUGUGUUUAACUGCUAUCAGGUGGCAGCAUCUGCAUGGUUAUGGUUUGUGUAACCUCUCAUGCUAUGAACAAUUUGGUUGCUAUUGUGAUUUUGAUAGGAAAACUCAGAUCAGGAACACAUUAACUUGGGUUAUUUUAGUGAACGACUGUAGUUGCAGCUUUGGAAAGUAUGUAUUAGACUUAGGUGGAGGGAUGCCUGCUGUUAUUGAUUUGUGAGCGAGCGGUUUAAAUAUAUUUUGAUUAUUAGUUC